Lampris incognitus (smalleye Pacific opah) is the source of this 3875-nucleotide messenger RNA. RefSeq names its product vezatin, adherens junctions transmembrane protein (gene vezt). NCBI's taxonomy places the organism in Eukaryota, Metazoa, Chordata, Actinopteri, Lampriformes, Lampridae. The record is from RefSeq and is a predicted model, not a curated record. Bases 73 to 2571 code for a protein of 832 amino acids. Gene Ontology annotation, molecular function: myosin binding. Gene Ontology annotation, cellular component: plasma membrane. The transcript is spliced from 12 exons. Gene Ontology annotation, biological process: cell-cell adhesion.
GCGACUGCUAUCGCAACCGCCGCGAUCGUUUUCCGUCGCCUGCAAUUACAGAAUGGGAGACUGGUUUUGUAUAUGUGGCGGAGAGCAAUGACUGAGGAGUUCGAUGAAGAUGUGGUAUUUGAGAACUCUCCUCUUUUCCACUACCUGCACGAUCUAGGGCACACAGACUUCGAGGCAUGUCCAACAGUGUCUCAAGAGGAAUGUGGAGGAGAGGGAGACCGAACAUCUCCCCUGGAAGCCCCCCAGAUACCCUCAGGAGGACCCUUAUGGAGACUGGCUGAGGCUUUAUCGCGGUGGAGCCCGAUUCAUCUGGCUGCCCCUGGUCAUAAGCUUGAGGAGCAACUGGACUGUGUGUUUGGCCAGUAUUCGGUGAGAUGCAUUCUGGACCAGGAUGUGCUGCUGCAGGAGGAUGUGGAGCUUAUCGAGUUGUUGGAUCCCAGCCUGCUCACCCAAGGCUCCUCGCCCUCCGGCACCCCCAGCCGUGCUAACACGCUGCCCAGGCCAACGCUUCUUGCCAGCCCCUCGCUAUGGGACGUGGCUGGACUGGUAGGCCUGGCUGCAGUGCUGCUGGGCCUGUGCUCCGUCUCGGAGGGACUGUGGUCCCUGACUGCGGCCCCAUGGGGUCUCGCCAUGAUGAGCUGGGUGGGCCUGAGGGGGCAAGGACUGUGGAGACAGGGCCGCAUGCAGAAGGCUGUCCACACCAGGGUCACAGAGCUCCAGACACUGGUCCAGAACAGCAAGGCUCUGACGGGCCUGUCACGCAAAGCCCUUCGCCUGGUGCAGGAGACCGAGGUCAUAUCCAGAGGGUUCACCCUGGUGAGUGGCACCAGCUCCUUUAGCAGGGCGGGGACGGGGGCGGUGCCACGAGGCCAGCAGCUGAUUGGACUGAGGAAGGCGCUGUACCGGGCUCUCCGCUCAGCCUUCAGAGCCUCGCGUAGGGCCACCUGUCACAUGCUCAAGGCGUUCCCUCUAAACUCUGAGAUUGACAACGUAACCAACUACGUGUCGGCGGUCCCUCUGAAGGAGCUGGGCCUGGGCCUCGGGGUGGAGCAUUUGGGUGAUGAACAGGCACAAGAGCUAACAGAUGACUACAGUUUACCUGCCCUGAAAGUGCUAUUCCAGCUGUGGGUGGGACAAAGCUCCGAAUGUUUCCGUCGACUGGCUCUGCUGCUGUCACCUCGGCGCCUGGAGGAGCCAGCUGAAGGUGUGACUAAAGGCAGCGACAUUGCUCCACCACCCCCGCUGCACCGGUCCAUCGCCACAGUGACAGAGCCUCUCCAUCACGCCCUUUCCGGCUGCCUCAGCGAUGUGCAGCGCAGCUACGACUUCCACCGCUACUUUGAGACUCAGGCCCGCGUGCGGGGCUCCGACAGGGCGGGCCGUGCACGGGAGAAAUGCUGGGAGCUCAACACCCUGCACACUUCCAUCCGUAGCCUGCAGCUGCACCUCAAGGCCUUGCUCAGCGAGAUGAUCAUCCUUGAGGAUGACCUGGAGAAGCUGAUGGUGGCAAAGGAGCCAGUGGAGUUGACGUGCGAGGGCUACCAGGAGCUCAGCCACCGACUGCACCACCUCAAGCCCCAUAUGCAGGCCAGCACCAGCUGCUGGGACGACACCAUCACCCAGGUGGAACGCAUGCUGAAGCGGGCCAGCACCUGCGCAGGUAACACUGAGGGCUCGGAACAUUGUGCCCCUGCCCCACCCCGAAUGCCCCCGCCUCCCCCUCCCCCAUCCUACCCACUGAUCCUGGACAAAGAUCUUGUGCCAGAAGAACUGGAGUGGGAGGCGUGUGUGUCUGACUUGGACUCGGAGGAUGAAAGGGGGGGGUCCUGGUGUGACAUGCUGUCGCCAGCGGAGCGGGAACGCCAGCGGCGAGAGAGGGAGGAGUCUCGUCGCGUCCUGUUGGAGCUGAAAGCUGUGCUGGGAUUCCGCACGUCGGAGGGAGAGAGGAUGAAGUGGAAAAGGCUGCUCUUUAAUGACCAAGCUGCUGUGAUGCCUUCACAUCUUAAUGAGAGUUUAGAUCCUCAGUCUGCCUCCAAGCCAGCAGACACUAUGGCGUGUGAGGGCAGGACAGAGGCAGGUGAUGGAGAAGGAAACCAUUUAAUGGAGCCCAGCAAGGGAGAUGAGAGGAAAGAGGAGGGAGGAAGGGCAAGGACUGACCCCUCUCCAACAGUGACUGUGACUGAGAGCGAGGAGGAGCCAGUGACCGAGUUCAGCUGCGAUCUGGGGGAGGCGGCGGCGGAGGAGCAGAGGAGUGGGGCAAGGGGGGCCUCGCUUACGGACUGCACUGGAAGAUCUGAGCUGUAUGAGUAUGAUUGCCUUCUGGAGGACGAGGCAGGGCAGAAUGGCUUGGACUGUGUCAUGAAGUUCCCAGUCCCCGCUGUCUCCGUGAUGGACAGACUGACGGAGAUCCACGGCUCAGAAGUUCUCCGCUUCAGCUCCGCUCUGGCCGCCCAGGUGGCAGUGCAUAACUUUGUCAGCAUGGAAGAGCAGACGUUCGGGGAUGACGGAGAUGAUGGGGAUGAUGAGGAGGAUGAAGAAGAGAUUGGCAGACAAACACCGGAGGAGGACUAGAAGCAAAGAACCCCACUGCUUUAAACAAGCGCUUUGGAGAGCUUCACAGUCAGCAUAUUAGGGGUCCCCGUAUUUAUGUCUGCUUGUCUGGGGUCUUUAUUUUUGGAUCUGUGUUACAUCUUCUCAACUGUUUGGUGUGAAGGCACAAUUCUAAUUGUGCCUCUCUCCAUUGCCAAUCCGUCCUUGUCCUACAUUACCCACAAUUCUUAUUGCUCCUUUUGCUGUUCCUACUCAGGUACCAGAUCCACUAUACAAAACAUGACCUCACAGUGUCAAGGUUCACAAGAUUGGAAUGACUAGAGUUUACUCAGUUCAUAGACCACAUAGCAGUAUGUUGUUCAUACUCAUUAAGCAGCUGUGGAAAAAGUUUGAUUGUAAGCAACCGUGUUUUCCAAGUGAUUGACUCUCACUUGUAUGAAAUGUCUAAUAACUGGAACAUAUUACACCUGUCUUGUACAUACGCGUAAGUCAUUUUGGCCACACAACUCCAGGAGCAUUCAUAUUGUUUACCAAGUCUCGUAAUGGAGGAAAGAAGAUAAAUGACUGGGUGUUUACAUGUUUUAGUUACGUUAUAUCACCAGAGUGAAAUUAUCAGGUGUGGCAAGGAAUCGCUGAAGCACGGGCCUGAAUGCAACACAGUUAAACUCCGCCUUAAUUUUUAUCGGUUUACACACACAGACACACACACAAAGGGUGAGGGAGUGCAUUACAAGAGGAGGAAAUGGAACACUAUUUUUAUCAUCGCCACUUUAUUUUUGUCUGGUCAUCUCUGUGCGUUGUCGCAAUGCUCAGUUUGGCCUAGAACAGAUAGACUGGGUAGGAUGACAGUGAUGCAGACAUUUAUCUAUCAGUAACACGAGUGGUUUUGGAAUGAACGAUAUGGAAUGAGCUUUAUCCGAAUACUACUGUUUCUAUGAACAGUCGAUGUAGGCCUCAUCCCUCCUCUGUCCUGUCAGUAGCUGCGUUUACAGGGGAACAGAGUGGAAAGGUCAGAAAGCCCCGUUCCAAAUUAACACUUGAUGUUGCAUUGUCAGAAGGAAUCAAUGAACAGCACUUAUAAGAGUUAGAAUCAAAUGCCUUACCUGAAUGGGUAUAGUAGAAAAGAAGAUAAUGGUAAAUCAUAAUUUGCUUUGAUAAGGGGGGUGAUGUAAUUUUUUUGUAAAAGGUAAGAUUAUGCUGCUCUAUGAAUCCUGAUGUAUACCUUCACCCCAAGCACUGUUUUACUGUCUGGUCCCCCCCCCCCGCACCUCCAUAAGAGAGGUCAACCUUCCUGCAUUUCAUAUAUGAGAUGAAUUAAAUGCCAU